Messenger RNA from Acanthaster planci (crown-of-thorns starfish), 6009 nucleotides. RefSeq lists its product as uncharacterized. NCBI's taxonomy places the organism in Eukaryota, Metazoa, Echinodermata, Asteroidea, Valvatida, Acanthasteridae. The record is from RefSeq and is a predicted model, not a curated record.
ACGUGACCCAAGCUGACCCCGUGCCAGCCAAUAGGAUUGUUCGUUAUACAUUGCAACUUCCCAUCAUCCCUCGCGCACGAUGGCGACAGAAAAUGAGCUCCCUGGACAAGGUAUUCCAAGGAUAGUUUUUCCUAUUAUGGGCUAUACGUCCACUGGACCAGCAACCAUGAGUAACAUCAGUAGCUCUGCGCCUAGCUUGUCCGGUGGCCACCCAGGUCAGUUGAUUGCACAGUCUGUUCCCUCCCAUGCUGGACCAAUGAUCUCCCCUGGGCCUUACGCUAACCAGACUGAGCCUGGGGUCUCACCAGGACACAGAGGGGCGCCUUUUGGACCGUUCACGGCCCCUGUCAUGUCCCAGCCUUACCAGUAUACAAGCAUAUCGGGCCUGUAUGCAAAUCCUUCUCAGCCCAACGUGUCUCCGUUUCAGCCAAAUACAUCUUCCGUGAAGCCGAUCGCACUUGCACAUCCACCUCCAGCCCAUCAAGGUGCUAACUCAUCUCAGACAAACGCAAGUUCAUCACAGCAAGUACCAGUUACCAACACACCUCCUGUUAACACUUCCUUGCCGGGUAACAGUACCCAUCCGCCAUCCACUAACACUGUGUCCAGCUCCCACAUGGGCACCAGCAGUCACAGUGGAAGAAACACACCAGGGGCAUCCAGUAGCAGCGACCAACCAGAAAACAGUUGUCCCCAAAGCACAUGCACAAGCACCCCUCCAGUGACCAGUGGCCCACCUUUUUCCAACUCCCUCUCCAGUAGUUCCACUGCCCCCUCUGUGUCUGGUGCUCACCCUAAGUCCAAGCCCAAGGCGGCAGGUACUUCCUCACUGCCAUCUUCACUUCCAUCCCUGGACGAAUUCACAGUGACAAAGCCCACUAAUGAAAGGCAGAAUUUCACAAAUGACGUCGCUAGGCAGCUCUUUGAUGAAGAGUACAAGAAGUUCAGUGGGAUUGGUGAGUUCAAGGCGUAUGUCUCUGAACAGCAACGAUGGCGCUGGGAUAUUCACAACAACGUGUCGACACUUGAGACACGCGUUAAGAACUUGAUGUCAAACCCCAAUAGUGGAGUGGCACAGAAUGUCACCCGCUACAAGACAAUCCCCACAAAUGCAAAGAGUGAAGAUGUCAAGCGGUGUGAAGCUACGGUGGUGACCAUGGAUGCAAUGGUGAACAGAGUUGCUACAUCUAGGACGGAGCUCUUGCACCGUAAGGGUAAUUUGCUGUCCAAGAACGUCAAUGCAGAACCCUGCAGUAACGAGUUCAAGUUUCUGGAAAACUGCUUCUCUCGGGUGGAUCUCCUCUACACCACCCUCAUCACCACGAGGGCCUGCGUCAACCAGACACUGGCCCACCUGCGGCAGAAUUUCUCCCAGGAGUCGGCUGCAGCUGCCGAGGUCCGCAGGCUGAAACGCCGCCGAAAGGAAAACCUGCGUAAGAAGCGGAAGAGGAAGGAACAGACCCUGGAGAAGCGGGCGUGCGAGAUUCUCCUGAAGAUCACCCAGAAUGGGGUCCUGGAGAGAGUUUGGAGCAACCCAGAAGGCCAGAGAGUCUCGGCAAAUGAAUUGUUGCACAACCAGCUCGACGCGCUCAAAUCUGUCAAUGACGUGGAGGCUCUACAGCUGAUUAUAUCCAGGGGAUACUUGGAUCCCUCUGCUGUUGAUGUUGUGUCAAGGAAGAUGAUUUUGCUACAGAAUGGUGUCAAAUAAUUCCCAGCACUCUCAAGAUGAUGUGCUGUACAUCCAUAUUCCACCUCAUUUUCUAGAGCAUAGGUACUGUACAUGAACUCGUACAUGUAUUGUGGUCUACAUGAAACUCCACUUCAGGUUGAGUUAUUUGUCUAAAAUGAUGAAAGGUAUUCUGAUUUAAAUCUUCAACUAUGACACAAGUACACAAUUUUUUCAUACAUGUAUGUAUACUUUGGAAAUUUUCAUCCAAACUUUCUACACGUGACAGACACAAAUUUCAAGAGAGAUUCAUUUCACUAAGGAAGUGGACUCGUCACAUGCUUUUGCGUUGGUUGUAAGAUCCUGAAGCUGAACUUUUUGGGGGGGGGAGAGGGGCUUAGUAACAAGUGUAUUCAAUAGUUGGAAUUUGAAAAGAAAAUAUAAUGAAAUUCUUGCCAUCUUUGAAUUGUGUGCGGUGCAUUCAGCAAAUGUUUUUAGCAAAGCCUCAUUCAAUUUAUGCUCAAAACAUUUAUGUAGCUUUCAAAGCGUACUUGCAGGUGUUUGGAUUCAGUUGAACAUAUACAGGGUUAGGGCUGUACUUUGAAAGCUGCGUGAAUUGUACACAAGCACCGGCUAUUGUGUUAUUUACUGUAGAUGUACUUUCUGCAUUUUUCUAUGCCACAAUACAGGUGUGUUUGCUUAUACCAUCUUGACAAUGCGUAGUGUUUUCUAAAAGCCUGCAAGUCGAGAAAAGUCAAACCCACUUCUCUUCAAUUCUGUGAUACUUGUGUAUCCAGAAACUGGAAACGAGCAGAGAAAUCUGGUUUAGGUUUUUAGGGAAAGUAGUGAUCGACGAAAUAUAAUUUCAAAUGCCCUGGCUAGCUCUUCAUUUAGGGGGCAAUUACCUUUGGAAAUUCUGGCAGGACUUAAAUAGGGCAUUCCCAGUCCCCAUGAAGACUUUGUCCCCAUAAUAACUUUUAUCAACAGGUGUGUAAUCCCCAUGUCUACAUGUAGGGAACAUACACAUGUAUGCCUGUACUGAUGUGUGGGGUGAUUGGUUUCCAAUAAUUUAUACAAUCUACGCAAAGAAGGGCAGCCUUCCUUCCCUCUGACAUAAGUUGGCUAUUAACAGAAAUAACAUGAUCAAGUAAUUUGUAAAUGAACUAGUUAAAUAGUUCAUAGAAGGGGGAGCAAAAAAGGUAGAAUUGCUUAUGUAUAUAUAUGUACAUGUUAUACAAAUGAUGAGGUACGUGAGUCAUUACUAGGUAACAUGUAUUUUUGUGUUGAAAUUAAGUUGAAUUUAAAUUAACAAUAUUUACAGGGUGUGUAUGGUUUUGCAUGCUGAAUUCGCAAAUAUAUUAUUUGCAAGAAGACCAGAAAUAAUUUUGAUUAAAGGUGAAGUUUCCUCAAGAUAAUUUGGGAAGAAAUAUUGGAGGGAUAAGUACAUCAUACCUCACACAUUCAUGCAUUGGCCCACUUUAUAUAACUAGUUGUUAUAGCUCCAUGGCAUCUAAAAGUACACCUGAACUCUUGGAAUAAAACCUGCUUUUCAGCAAAAAAAACCACCUGUUCAAACUUGAAACACUUGGGAUAACUGAGGACCUAUGAAUGUUCCUUUAUAGCCGCAUCACCCACAUGCAUGGACACUUCAGGAACAGUAUAGUAUUUCUGGCCGAGGAGACAGCUGAUUUCAAGUGGAUAUAUGCCUCGUUUUCCAAAGGAGUGCUCUAAUAGAAGAGGAACAUUCCAAGAUGUUGAGAUGCUCCCUUACAGUCAUAUGGUCCUACAUGUACAUGGCACCGCAGUUGCCAAGUGUGGGCUUGUGUGCCAUAUUUUAGCUCCAUUCAUUCAUUGCACAUGAUGCCUUCAAGUACAUGGAGGUGCAGACAGUUACAUGUACUCAACAUGCUGAGUUGCGUCUUUGCCUUUGGAGCACAGUGUAUGUGAACUUAUUGUGUUUUAAACAUACCUAAUAUCAUUUGCCCUCUGUCCAUUGGCCAUCCAUCUAUUCCGCACUGGUAUUGUAGAUUCACGACACAUCAGCUCACCAGCUACUGUAGUUGCCUAUUGUACAUGUACCUCCAACUCUAUGACCCAUAUACGAGGCAUUUUGCCCCAAGUCUGACCAUGUAACAAUAGUCUUGAUUAGAAGUGAAUCCUUUUGACAGUCGCCCAUGGUUUCUAUUAGCAGAGAGGAUUUCUUAGGAUUCAUUUUGACUGGUAACAUAGUUGUGUUAAGCAUAACUCCAGGAAAAAAAAUAUACCAAGUUCUGGACACAGAACUUCCCUUUUAAGCUUUGGGAUUGAAACGCAAUACCAAAAUGUAAAUAGUGCAGAAUGACAGCAGUAUUCCAGGCAGUGUCUGUGAGUGGUUUAGUUUAUUAGCGAAAAACUUUACAUUUAUAUUAAUUGUGAGCUUAUUUAACACAUUAAAUACAUAGUGUAAUGUAAAUACAUUUAUUGCUUUUUAGUUUUGUUUUUAUUUUUUCGGAUCAUGAAAUUUAAUAUCAGUCUAUUAGUGUCACAAUCCAAACCACAAACUUAAACCCAAUGAUGUAAGGGCUCUUCAACUCUGGAAUUUCAAAGCUGAAAUAACAUCUUUUUGAGGUUAUUCUUUUUUCUUUUCAUUGCUCCCUCGGAGUUUUACAACUUGCUUCAAUUGAUAAGGUUCCUUGAAGGUGCAGUUGACAGCUGGUCUUCAUACUUGUACUUAAAUUAUCUGGAGUUAGACAUACAUGUACACGUACGUACAUAUAGAAAUGCUGAUCUUUUUUUUCUGGUGUAUUACUCAGAUUUAGUCUUAUUUGAGACACAGUUUUAUUUAAUAUUAAAAAAAAUGAACAUAUAAAUGUACUGUGAAAUUGGUUUUUAUGCUGUUUUUUUCAUAAGUGAACGUCAACACUCGGAUGCAUUCUAAGUCCCCUUUGAUCAGCUUUCAGGAUGUUUUACUAAAAAGGAAUUGUGUGUUUUGUGAUGAACAUGUGCAUGUAGUAGUGGUGUUAUGGAAUAUUCAGAAUACUGCCACACCCAUGUCUAUUUUGGCAAUAUUUUCAGACAUGCACUUUAAACUUUGUAAAGUGAAACAUAAAUUACCCUGAAGUCUUGGUCAAGCCCAUGGCAUUACAUGUGCCUCCAGAUCUUUAAUAUUAGAAACCAUGUCAGUUUUGAUAUUAGUUGCUUUAACCAUCCGAAAACACUGCAGUCAUUUCUUGUAACAGCCCAAUGAGUCAGGAUAAUGUAUUUAUUCGUAGAAUUGUUGAAAUGAUUGUUUUUGCAAUUUGCAUGGUCUUUGUAACUUUGCCUGUCAAGGAAGUGGAUUUUGUUACAUUAGGAUUUUCAGAAUCGAUACAUUUUCCCCAAUAUCCAAACAUGUUAUUACUACAUGUAUUUGGUUUAAUGCUAGCUACAUAUGUUCACAGGAAAUGUCUCUUAAUUUUUUGAUAUAGAUAUAAGCAAAGUAACUAACUAGACUAAAGAAGUGCUUUGUAUGUUAAAUUUAGAAUAUUCUAGUUUGUAAAGUCAGGAGAACUGUGAUUCAGUAUUCUAACAAAUGUUCUGCAUUUCUUUUACUGAGUUGUUCACCAAGUGUACAUACCUGUAUGUAGAACACCAACGUUGCCAGAACCUUUAGAGGUAACAUUUAGCUAUUAUUUUUAUCGUCUUUGGCUUCCCAUACAUGUAUGAAUAAUUCAUGCCACUGAUUGUACAUGUAGUUGUUCCAGAUGUCUUGUGCUAUUCACUGUUAUGUACAGUAUUCUGUCUGAUUUUGUUGCUGUGAACACUGUAGAGAUGGUCACGUUUCCUACUGUUUAUUGAAAGUUGUUAAUAUGUACAUUGAUCAGUGUACACUGUCAGGUUUGGACACUUGUAUAACAUUUUCGUUUUUCUGUUUCCUUUUAUCACCUGAUUUUUCCCACCAUGUUGUUUAACAAUGCAGCACUUUUUGCAUGGGUUUUACUUCUCUCGAAUAGACUGGUGCUUCAGAGUUUGUUUUCUCCCAUGUUACAAUUGUACAGUGCACAAAUAUUGCUCCAAUGUGUACAUUCAAUUUUUUAUCCUUGUGGACUCGCAGAUGUUUCAUACAUGUAAGCUUAUAUUUGGUGUACUUUUUUUUUAGGGCUGAAAUGCUGUGACUUCAAAAAUGGUUAGUGUCAAUAUGAUCUGUCUUAAUUUGCUGACAGAUAAAGGGCACCGUACAUUAAUCUACUGGAUCCAUGGGGCUUUUCCAAAUCUGGGCUUCGUCUCUGGAUUCGCCUGAUUUUUUUUCCUAUUUUUUGACUUGGGAGUUUUUGGCUUAGUAAAGGCAUGUCUUGCUCGAGGCACACGUAACUGUUUACUCUCAA